CCUGCAGAGAUGGGCUUUAAGAAGCGGCGCAUCUUCGACCUUCGCCAGGUCCAAGCUCAACAGCUGGCCAAAUCCGCAGCCCUCAGCCAGAGACGCAAUAACCUCAGUUCCAACCAUUCCCAGAGCCCCAUGAAGUCGGCUCAUCACCAGUUCUGGAAGAUUCGGGAGUGGUUUUCCGAGAAUAUGCGCAACUACUGCCAAACCACUUCGCUGCACGGAUUCAGUUACAUCACCCGACAGGACAUCAGUCACCAGGAGCGCCUGUUCUGGCUAAUGGUCGUCAUCCUGGCCAUCAUCACCUCGAUUGUGCUUGUGGUCGUGUCCUUGUACUGGAGCCAGGAGACGCCAACGGUGACGGUCAUCGAGAGCUCACACUUCCCCACCUGGAACAUUCCUUUCCCUGCUGUUACCAUCUGCAACUUUAACAAGAUUUCCAAGACCAAGGCACUCACCUUGUUGGAUCAAAUGAACAUCCCGGUUGGGGUUAACAAAUCCGAGCUACACAGCCUUUUCAAUCUGACACUGUUGCCCGUGGAUAGCAUGAUUAGCAACAGUUCCUUGGAAAUCUACGACAGGAUUUUGGUCCUGAAUAAUCUUACGUUACACGGACUUACCCAGCAACUGUCGCCUGAUUGCAUGGACAUGAUUUCCAGCUGCAUCUGGAAGGGAAUCAACACGAGGUGCGACAGUUUGUUCCAGCGGAUAGAUACCAUGGAAGGACAGUGCUGCACUUUCAACUACUUUGGCGGUAUCACCAACAAUUUUCCAGAAAAAAUAGCCUAUCAGGUUCCAAAACGUCCUUAUCGUGUGACGGGCUGUGGGUAUCCCACAGGACUCUCGGUUCUCCUCAAUCCCAUGGUUUCCGACUAUUAUGGAACUUUCUUCAGUGGCUUCGGAUUUCGGCUGCUCCUCCACGAUUCGUAUAACUUUCCUGACGAGAACUCCGAGACAAAGGUGGUGACCUCCACCCGGGAGAGCUUUGUUCGCAUUAAUCCGGAGUCCACCUACGCCACCAACGACAUCCGGCGCAUGGAUCUCUCCCUGAGAAACUGCCUUUUUGGAAGCGAAAGGACGAUGCAUGGCCUGAGGCGCUACUCCUUCAUAAACUGCAUGUUCGAGUGCCGGGUACGGAUGACUAUAGAUCAUUGUGGAUGCAUUCCCCCAUAUGUGUACAACAAUGGAAGCUAUAAAGUUUGUGGUGUUCUGGAAGCCAAUUGUAUGAUUACCAGUAAACGACUCUUUUCCCAUGCCCUGGCCAAUUUGAAUAUUUCCCUUUCAAUAGUCCGUGAAACGGCCAGCUUUCCCUGUGGAUGUUUGCCAGAUUGUCAGUCGAACCACUAUGUUUCCGAGAGCACCAUGGGCAGGCUGGACAUGAGCUACUUUUCCAACCGCCCAACACUCGGCAAUACCUCGGACCGGAUACUCCUGCAUGUAUUUUUUAGUGACUUGAUGAGCACCAGAUUUCGCACGGACAUCUUCCAGAACUGGCUGUCCGCCUUGGCCUCAUUUGGCGGUCUACUGGGGCUAAUCAUGGGCUUCAGCAUAGUGACUGCCUUUGAGUUUUUCUACUUUCUCACCUUUCGACCCGUUUUCAACUACAUCAACAGGGACUAGGCCAGUCCCACUUAACGUGGUCUGUCUGUACAUAAACACGCUCCUACCCUGCACUUUUAUUGCACUCCACUUG
Molecule: messenger RNA, 1687 nt
Organism: Drosophila bipectinata
Lineage: Eukaryota; Metazoa; Arthropoda; Insecta; Diptera; Drosophilidae
Gene: ppk16
Product: pickpocket 16
Biological process (GO): sodium ion transmembrane transport
Cellular component (GO): plasma membrane
Molecular function (GO): ligand-gated sodium channel activity
Source: RefSeq, a predicted model, not a curated record